Clarias gariepinus (North African catfish) is the source of this 3056-nucleotide messenger RNA. It is a transcript of the gene fgf12b, whose product is annotated as fibroblast growth factor 12b. Lineage: Eukaryota; Metazoa; Chordata; Actinopteri; Siluriformes; Clariidae. The record is from RefSeq and is a predicted model, not a curated record. The transcript has 5 exons. Gene Ontology annotation, molecular function: fibroblast growth factor receptor binding; growth factor activity. Gene Ontology annotation, cellular component: cytoplasm. Bases 106 to 879 code for a protein of 257 amino acids. Gene Ontology annotation, biological process: fibroblast growth factor receptor signaling pathway; positive regulation of protein phosphorylation; regulation of cell migration.
GGCCAUGGUCCCUCGCGCUCCGCCGGAGCUGCUGCCGCUCCAUGCGCUCUCCGCGCGCACGCUCGCGUGACCGGAGCCGCUCCUGCUGUGUGCGCGCGCGAUCCCAUGGCCGCGGCUAUCGCGAGCUCGCUCAUCCGACAGAAGCGGCAGGCGCGCGAGUCCGGCAGCGACCGCGGGGCCGCCUCCGCGCGCCGCUCGAGCCCCGGGAAGGAGGCGCGCGCGCUGUGCGGCAGGCGCCUGUACGGGCUCUUCAGCAAAGUGCGCUUCUGCAGCGGCGGCAAGAAGCGGCCCGCGCCCCGGAAACCAGGUCAGUUCCGGGGGGAGGGGAGGGGGAGCCCACAGCUGAAGGGGAUUGUGACAAGGCUGUUCAGCGAACAGGGGUUUUACCUGCAGAUGAAACCAGAUGGAUCCAUUAAUGGGACCAAAGAUGAGAACAGCGACUACACUCUUUUUAAUUUGAUUCCAGUGGGUCUGCGUGUUGUGGCCAUUCAGGGUGUGAAGGCAGGACUUUACGUGGGGAUGAACGCCGAGGGAUUCCUCCACACAUCAAAUGUUUUUACGCCAGAGUGUAAGUUUAAGGAGAGUGUGUUUGAGAAUUACUAUGUGAUCUACUCGUCCACUCUGUAUCGCCAACACGAGAGCGGCCGCGCCUGGUUCCUCGGGCUCAGCAAGGACGGCAUCAUCAUGAAAGGCAACCGUGUCAAGAAAACCAAACCUUGCUCACACUUCGUCCCCAGACCCAUUGAGGUGUGUAUGUACAAGGAGCCGUCACUGCACGAGCUGGAGGAGAAGCAGCGCAGCCGGAAGGACUCAGGGACGCCGAGCAUGACCGGAGGGAAUCCGCCGAACCCGGACUCGACCGAGCAGGACGGCUCAUAGCUGCUCACUCACACCUUCACAAACUCACACAACACACUCACACACACAAACACACACACACACACACACACAUAUAUAGCACUUCACAGAGUUCGCACCUCAACAGGAGAAAAAAAAAAAAUCACCCAACAAGAAAAAGCAGAUCGAAAUCUGCAAUCCUGUGAAUGUCUCAGAAAGGAAACAAAGAAAAAAAAGGAAAAAAAAUCCUGUGUUUGAAAUCAGGACAUUUUAUGCAAAGCCUGCCGAGUGUAUGCGUGUACGUAUGGUUUGUGUGUGUGUGUGCGUGCGUGUGUGUGUGUUAUAUCUUGGACACGAAAUGAAAAUACAGUGUGUGUUUAUGUGUGUGUGUGUGUGAAAGUUUAAGCUUUAAAGCCAUGUACCAAUCCUCACAUGUCAAUUUAUGAAUGCAAAAGCACUUUCAUGCGCUUCUAUCUAUCUGUCAGUGUGUGAGUGUGUGUGUGUGGAUGUGUGUGUGUGUGUGUGUGCUGCUCUGAUCAUCGCUAUCAAGCGUCAGUCUUGGAAUCAGGCUUUAGUGAACGGUCACGCCCUGUAUUCGCCUCAUGGGCUGCGUUGUGAUCUCAGUGGACGGGGGUUCGGAGAUAUUUCCUUUUUCACGCGCUUAUAUUAACCUUUUCAGAACGUUUCUUUCUUUUUACGUAGCAUGCUUUUGUUUUUGUUUUUUUGGUUCUGUUUAACAGGACGUCUGUUUGAAGCUAAUAUACGUUCACGCUAGCAAGCGACAAAUCAGUUCAGGAAAUCACUUCAGCGACAGGAUCCCUAAUGUUGGAUGAGCGUUGUGAUAUAGUUGUAUCAACGUUUUGAAGACGUACACCGUCGCCGUCUGUUUUUCAAAGUUAGAAAUAUUUUGCAACAUUGUGUUAGGCGGUGUUUGUUCAACGUUAUCUCAUCGUCAACGUUGUUCUGGCAUCAUUUCUUCAAAGUCUCUUUCAAAACAACCGAAUACUAACCUUGUACCAAAGUUCUGUAAAAAGUUGAGAAAUUAACGUCGCCACAACCUUUUGAAACUAAAAUAAAUUCCUGCUGGAAAUACGCCUAAGUAUUUCGUGGAAUAAUGUGAGCUACUUAACAGCGUCGUUCCUGACCGGCAUAAAAACGCUGACGAAUCGAGCGAUUGUUGCUUUGAAAUUGCUGUCGUCGUUAUUAAAAAUUGUCGCUUCCUAGUGUGAAGGAGAACGCAAGAGGUUCGAAGGUAACACGCGUAUUGUGCAGUAGUUUGAUGGUUUGGAAUAGCAAACCUAGAGGACUGUAGUGGAACUGCAGGCUUUGCUCUGUAUUUUUGAGAAACUGGUGAAUUUACAGUAUUAUAAGAUGUACAUAAAGCCGCUUUUUAAAACCAUUAGCAGAUGAUUAGCAUGCGUGUUAACAAAGAUAGUCAGCAUGUGUUGGCUUGUUGGCCUUGAUUACCAAAGGCGGUUGUUGUGGGUGUUAUGGGAUGCAUGUUGUAAGCGCUCUGGUGUGUUUAAUUAAUUACUAUUAUUUUCCUUUCCUCUUUUUUUUCUGUUUGUAAAUGCUCUUCUGCACUUUUAAGCCUUAUAAUCACUCUGAAAAUCUUUGAGUUAGGCUGCCUUGGACAAGAGGUCUAAUCCGCAUAAUGUCUCCAUCACGUCUUGUGUCUGUAUCUGAUCUAUACCUCUCAGUGUUUUGUUUUGUCUCAUCCUCUCUAUUGCACAUCUCACCCUGUCUAGUCUUUGUCUUUAUCUCUCUGCCUUGUUAUCGGGUUUAUCACAGUCUUAUUGUUUUCUGCCUCGGUGUCCGAUCUCAUUCUAAUAUCUCGAAACUUCUAUCUAGAAUUGUAUUCUAUUCGAUCUUCCUCUAAACUAAUAUCUAACCUUUCUGUCUGAUCUCUUCUGCUCUCUUUAUCUCUCCUUUUACAGUGUGGUCUCUUCAUGGUUGUAUCUAAUUUCUCACUGUCUGAUCUCUCUCCAUUUAUAACUUUUUUCACGCUUGAUUUCAGUUCCUAAUCUCUGACUGUUAUUAUUUUUUUCAUCUCAUUGUCUAAUCUUUUUAUGUCCAAUCUUUCUUUUUUUUAUUUCUCUGAUCUCUGCAUAUGUUUCCGAUAUUCAACUUUUUGAUUUCACGAUUGAAUAUUGCUCUGCAUGCAGCUUUUGCAGUGUUGUACAGCUUUUUACAUGAUUUCUGUGUGUCACCCCUUUAAA